AAGUGGAAGAAGACCAAUAUAAUGAACUUUCCUUAAAUAUUCUGUGUGUAUAUACUAUAUACCAUUCUUCAUAAAUUUCUCCACUUAGCCACAUAAAUUAAGGGGAUAUUGAUUUCAGUAACUCACAAUGCGCAUUGAUUUCAGCGCGUGGGAUUCUAUUAAAGACAAGUUUAAGAAGCUUGCCAUAAUUACUCACCACAAUAACAGUCUAUACAUAUAAAAAGAAUAACACCAUUUCUGUAUGGUAUGGUGGUUUCGGCACUGAAUCAAGAAACAGGGGAUGGAUGGUUGAAGAAUCAGCAAGAAUAAUAUAAUAAUGCCUGCAGUUUGGUUUGCUUUGAAGAGGUCCUUGCAUUGCAAAUCAGAGCAAGCCGAUGUUUACGAACCGAAGGGCAACGACGACGACAAUAACAGAAAUUUGAGCAAUAUCUGCACGAAGAAAUCUAGUGGGACCCGCUCCGGUUGUUCUCGGUCCAUCGCGAAUCUGAAAGAUGUCGUCAUUCAUGGAAGCAAGAGGCACAUGGAGAAGCCGGCCAUUUGCAGUCCCAGAUCCAUCGGAAGCAGCGAACUCCUCAACCCGAUAACCCACGAAGUCGUGCUUAAUAAUUCCACUUGCGAACUCAAAAUUAGCGCCGGGAUUGGUUUCCGAGAAGGCGGCGAUAGCGGCAGUUAUAAUGAUUUUGUUGGUAUGUUGAAACCGGGAACUCCAGGGCCGGUAGGGUUUCACGUGGGGCGGGUACAGAAGCCGGGUAUUUUGGGUAGCCCGAUAAGGAGAAGCUCAAGCAGCCUUUCGAGGAGGAAUGGAUUUGGCGGCGGUGGUGGUGCUUCUUCGACAAGGCCGAGGUCUUCGUUUGGUGCAGAUUCUCACGGUGGAGCCAUUUCUUGCCAUAAAUGUGGCGAGCAGUUUCUCAGAUGGGAAGCUGUCGAGGAACAUCACCUCUCCAAACACGCCGUUACUGAAUUAGUGGAAGGAGAUUCCUCUAGAAAAAUAGUCGAGAUAAUAUGCCGAACGAGCACAAAGCCGGAGAAUCACCACCGAAGUACCGGAAUCGAGAGGAUUCUGAAAGUCCACAACAUGCAGAAAACUCUAGCACAAUUCGAAGAGUACAGAGAAGUGGUGAAAAUCAAAGCAAGCAAGCUCCUAAAGAAGCACCCUCGUUGCUUGGCCGACGGAAACGAACUUUUGAGAUUUCACGGUUCGACCUUAGAGUGCUCAUUGGGUACGAAAGGCGGCUCGUGCAGCCUAUGCACUUCCGAUAGAUGCAGAGUUUGCCGGAUUUUGAGGAAUGGGUUUUCGAACAAGAAAGAGGUUGUGCGAGGUGGAGGCAUUGGGGUGUUCACGGCUUCGACGAGCGGGAGAGCUUUCGAGUCGAUCCAGGUGGCGGAUGGUGAUUCGUCGGUGGUGAGGAAGGCGUUGAUUGUUUGUAGGGUGAUAGCUGGGAGGGUGCAUAAGCCGUUGGAGAAUAUACAAGAAUUGGUUGGACAGACGGGAUUCGAUUCGUUGGCCGGGAAAGUUGGUGUUCAUUCUAAUAUUGAGGAGCUUUAUUUGCUUAGUCCAAGAGCUCUUCUUCCUUGCUUUGUGGUGAUUUAUAAACCUUGAUUAUAAAUGGAUCAAGUAAACUUUUUUCAUUAUGGAAUAUUUGGUAAAGUUCCAAUUCUUUUGUUGUUCUGGAAAUUCGAUACAAACUUUUGGAAUUUUUCGUGUUUUCGAUCUGAUUUCAAUUUUGAAAUUACAUUAAUGUCCAACUCUAUGGUGAUGUGGAU
Messenger RNA from Erythranthe guttata (spotted monkey flower), 1764 nucleotides. RefSeq lists its product as uncharacterized. The record is from RefSeq and is a predicted model, not a curated record. NCBI's taxonomy places the organism in Eukaryota, Viridiplantae, Streptophyta, Magnoliopsida, Lamiales, Phrymaceae.